Messenger RNA from Eutrema salsugineum, 1718 nucleotides. RefSeq lists its product as uncharacterized. NCBI's taxonomy places the organism in Eukaryota, Viridiplantae, Streptophyta, Magnoliopsida, Brassicales, Brassicaceae. The record is from RefSeq and is a predicted model, not a curated record. Bases 257 to 1558 code for a protein of 433 amino acids. The transcript is spliced from 7 exons.
UAAUAUCUCUCCACCCACUUCUCUUCUUCUCCAUUUAUUAACACACACACACACAUUUAUAUACAGACUUUACAUUUAUAUAUUUUAGGCCAGCUAUGGUAAUUCUUUAAAAUCUCAUUUCAUUUUCUUGAAAUGGUCCUUCUUUCCCUCUUAACUUUUUAAGAACCUGUCCUCCUUUCAGUUUCCAAUUUCUUCAUUUUCUCGUUCUUCGGAAACUGAGUGUGAUACUCCCUUGAAAGCUUUAAACGAUCAAUCAAUGGAAGAUAUUGUUCUUGCAUCCAAGAGAUGUCUUCUUCUAAUCUUCCUUGUGAUUGUAAGUCUAUUUCUAUGCCAGAAGGUUACAUAUGUCUCUGCCUUCAACUACACGAAAGCAUACAGACACGUCAGUAACUUAAGACUUGAGAGGAUUCAAAAUCACUUGAACAAGAUCAACAAGCCUCCUGUCUUCACCAUCCAGAGUCCAGAUGGUGAUGUAAUAGAUUGUGUACACAAAAGAAAGCAGCCAGCUUUGGAUCAUCCACUUUUAAAGCAUCACAAGAUUCAGAAAGCACCGAGGAGAAUGCCGAAGAUGAUGGGAAAAGAGAGAAGCGACGAUGUUAAAGAGGCAGCGAAUGUAUUGGAAAGUGCAUGGCAAAUGUGGCACGUGAACGGCACGAGAUGCCCUAAGGGAACUGUUCCCAUACGACGCAACAGAAUGAACGAUGUGCUCAGAGCCAAGUCUUUGUUUGACUUUGGCAAGAAGCGACGGAGUAUUGACCUUGAUCGACGGACAGAAAAGCCUGAUGCCCUUGGCACUAAUGGGCAUGAGCAUGCGAUCGCUUAUACGGAAUCAUCGUCGGAGAUAUAUGGAGCAAAAGCUACGAUAAACGUGUGGGACCCAAAGAUUGAAGAAGUGAAUGAGUUUAGUCUCUCUCAGAUUUGGAUUCUCUCGGGAUCUUUCGUCGGUCCUGAUCUCAAUAGCAUCGAAGCUGGCUGGCAGGUCAGUCCGGAGCUGUAUGGUGACAAUAGACCAAGAUUGUUCACUUAUUGGACGAGUGAUUCAUAUCAAGCAACUGGAUGCUACAAUCUUCUAUGCUCUGGAUUUAUCCAAACAAAUAACAAGAUUGCCAUUGGGGCAGCCAUUUCCCCUCUCUCUACUUUCAAAGGAAACCAGUUUGACAUCACCAUUCUCAUCUGGAAGGAUCCAAAAAUGGGUAAUUGGUGGAUGGGUUUAGGGGACAACACGCUGGUCGGGUAUUGGCCAGCAGAGCUAUUCACGCACUUAGCCGACCACGCAACCACCGUAGAGUGGGGAGGUGAGGUUGUGAACACACGUGCCUCAGGCCGGCACACGACGACCCAAAUGGGUUCAGGCCAUUUUCCGGACGAAGGGUUUGGAAAAGCGAGUUACUUCCGGAAUUUGGAGAUAGUUGAUUCCGACAACAGUCUCGUACCGGUGCGUGAUGUCAAGAUAUUAGCCGAGAACACCGAAUGUUACGACAUUAAGAGUUCGUAUAGUAAUGAGUGGGGUACUUAUUUUUACUAUGGUGGGCCCGGGUUGAAUCCUAGGUGUGAUUGAAAUUAAAAGUGUACAUAGUUUGGGGUUGGAGGGUUCGCAAAGGGUAAAAAGGGGGUCAAAUGUGUAAUUUUUUUCAAGUAUCGGUAGUGAAAAUUGAAUAUUGGCUUAUUGUUUUCCAUUCGUCGUUGUUGCAUAAACGUAGUAAUUUAUUGCAUUUAUA